Messenger RNA from Purpureocillium takamizusanense, 1494 nucleotides. RefSeq names its product Ubiquitinyl hydrolase 1. Bases 1 to 1494 code for a protein of 497 amino acids. NCBI's taxonomy places the organism in Eukaryota, Fungi, Ascomycota, Sordariomycetes, Hypocreales, Ophiocordycipitaceae. Gene Ontology annotation, biological process: protein K63-linked deubiquitination. Gene Ontology annotation, cellular component: endosome; membrane. The record is from RefSeq and is a predicted model, not a curated record. Gene Ontology annotation, molecular function: protein binding; metal-dependent deubiquitinase activity; K63-linked deubiquitinase activity. The transcript has 3 exons.
AUGGACCGCAGCUCUAGGCCCGCGCGGCCGCAGUCGGUCGACGAGCUCGUCCGGCAGGCCGAGAACUUCAACUUCAACCCAAACAUCCCGUUCAAACACUGGACGCGCGCCGCCGACACGCUGUACCAGGAAGCACACUUUGCCCUCGCAGAUGGCGACUACGGACGGGCCUUUCUCAUGCUCUACCGGCACUCGUCGCUAGUCAUGAAGCUGGUGUCGCACCCUCACUACCGAGAUCCCGAUAGCAAGAAGCUGUUCCGGCCGCUCUCGAAGCGCACAAACGCUGUCCUCGACGACAUGGAGCGCAUCAAACCCAUCAUUGUGGACGAAUACGCCGAGUGGGAGCGAAUGUCGGGGGGCAUCCACACCCAGCAGCAGCGCCCAGGGUCCCGCUACCAAGACUACGCGGCUCGCGAUCCUAGCCUGGGCGGGCACGCCAAGGUGCUCGAUGCGUCAGAGAACCAGGAGCUGGCAGUUGAUCUGGCCCAGCAAGAGCUGGCGCGGAGGGAUAGGGCUCGGGAGUCACGGGUGCCUCCGGGAGCAGAUGGUCAGCGCGUGAAGGACUGGUACCAGGGCGAUGACGGCGACCUUCGCAGCCAGAUGGAGGCCGCUCGACGUGCCCUGAGCCCCGGCUCCCACGACGAAACGACGGACGGCGCCGGCGCCCCCGCCCAGCAGUACCACUACCCUUCCAUCUCCAGGUCUCAUGCCGUUUCGUACCAGCCUCAGCCGCGCACCCCGGCGCCUAGCCGGUCGCCAGGGCCCAGCCGGCCGCCCAAGGAGGCGCUGCCGGAGCACCAGACCCUGGCGUCCCCGGCCAUCCCAAGGAAGGUGCCGCUGGACCGGCCGCCGACGCUGGCCGCCGAACCCCGGCCCGCGGGAGCGCCACCUCGGCCGAAGAAAGAACGUAUAGCGUUCAGGCCUGGUGCAUACCUCGAAAACGGCGACCCGAUCCGCCCCGUCUUCGUACCAAACCAGCUGCGGCGGCGGUUCCUCGAGAUCGCCGCCGACAACACGCGCGCCGGGCUCGAGAUGUGCGGGAUCCUCUGCGGCACGCCCGUUAACAACGCCUUGUUUGUGCGCUGUCUCCUGAUCCCUGACCAAAAGUGCACGACGGACACGUGCGAGACGGAGAACGAGGGAGCCUUGUUCGACUACUGCGCCGGCGAGGACCUGCUUGUGCUCGGCUGGAUCCACACACAUCCUACGCAGACGUGCUUUAUGAGCUCGCGCGAUCUGCACACGCAGGCAGGCUAUCAGGUCAUGAUGCCCGAGAGCAUCGCCAUCGUGUGCGCUCCUCGGUUUGAGCCCUCGUACGGCAUCUUCCGCCUCACACACCCUCCCGGCCUCGACCACAUCCUCGACUGCAACCACCAGGACACGUUCCACCAGCACUCGAUAGACAACAUUUACCGGCAGACGGAGCACCCCAAUGGCCAUGUGUACGAAAGCGAUAAGCUGCCGUUCUACGUGCAGGACCUUAGGACCAAGUGA